Molecule: messenger RNA, 564 nt
Organism: Cuscuta campestris
Lineage: Eukaryota; Viridiplantae; Streptophyta; Magnoliopsida; Solanales; Convolvulaceae
Source: the annotation of a GenBank genome assembly
CUCAUAACAAAUAUGAAUCCUUCUGUGAGGUGCCCAACUUGGCCUAAAGCUUGCAUACUAAUGCAUGCAGGAUCUGGGGUAUAGGUGCAUGCGAUCCCAACUUGUAGUAUCGAAGCACGUGUGGUGGGCUGUGUGUGGAGUUCUCCAUGUGACGACGGCCAACAAGAACGAGACUAGAGGAGAUCUACAGUUCUCGAUUGGUGUGCUGAUAGAAAGAGGACAAGAGAAGGCAAGCAGCCUAGCGAAGAAGAUAUAUGCGGUUGAUAUCUUGUGUCGGAAGUCUUCCUGAUAUGAAUAGUAGCUAGGUGGCGUGUCGUGCAUGGUUCUAGCAACGAUAUAAGAUGAUAAAUAGAUCACACAUAUAUAAUCGCUAAUGCGAAAAAUAUAUGCAGGUACGGGCCUAAAGCAAAAAAUAUCAUACAAAUGUGAGGUUGAAGAUAAAGAGGUAUUUCAUUGUGAUAUUGAUCCUUUGAUUUGUUUUUUUCACAGAUGCAAAGAUAUUGAACGCACUUAAAAUUGUUCCUUUUCUUUAUGAUGGAAUGAUAAUGAAAACUGUUAGCAUUG